Messenger RNA from Fonsecaea erecta, 1455 nucleotides. RefSeq lists its product as hypothetical. The transcript is spliced from 4 exons. The record is from RefSeq and is a predicted model, not a curated record. NCBI's taxonomy places the organism in Eukaryota, Fungi, Ascomycota, Eurotiomycetes, Chaetothyriales, Herpotrichiellaceae. Bases 1 to 1455 code for a protein of 484 amino acids.
AUGCCGGCCGGAAAUCGUCCAGCAAAGCGUGUGUUGAAUCGUUGGUGCGAUGAUUUGGAUAAAGGUGUCCUGCUUUGCAUCCAGUACUCAUGUGCGGAAGCUGGCCUGAAGAUCCCAUGGGGUCGAGUAGCCGCUCUCAUGGGACCCACCUUUACUGAAGGCUCCAUCGUUCAACAUUUGGCGAAGCUUCGACUCCUCAUGAUUCGGGCUGGUAUUCCUGUUCCACCGGCUGUCAAGCGUGGCAUGGUGACCAAGGAACCGUCAAAAAUCUAUACCACCACGGCCAACAAUGUCAAACUCGAGGAAGUUCCUCCCAUGUUCCCCGAUGCUCGCAACGUCAAAGAGGAGGGCGAUGGUGAAGACAAGGGCUCAAUAUAUGACAAGCCAAAGCGUGUUCGCGUGAAGAAGGAGGUUCCUGCUGUGACAGAGGCAGAAGGGACACCGAUCAAGAAGGAGCUCAAGCCGAAGGGAAAAGGCAAAGGAAAGGCCAAAGGUCGUCGUCAGUACACAAAUGACGAAGACGAUAAUGAGCCUAUGCCAGAUCUUUAUGAUUCCGACGACGAAUACCCUGCACCGCGGAAGCGACGCAACAACAACAGCAAGUCAAAGAUGAGAGAGGCCUUCGCUGAAGCUUCGAUGGCUACACCUCAAGAAGCAACACCUUCCUUCGUCUCUCCAGCCAUUCCGGAAAAGCCCAAUACGAACAAGGAUGUGGCCAUCAAAGUUGAGGAAGAAGAGCUCACUGGUCCACCUCGUCGCACUCGCGGCAUCAAACGUGACUAUUCCGUCAUGGUCGGCGGGUCUGAAGAUGAGGCUGAGGUUGAUGAAGAAGUUCUUCCACCGUAUAUGGAGGAAGACUUCAAAGACACCCACGGAAACAUUGACAGUAAUGACGGGGACGAGAACGCUCAAAGUGGUAGCAUCGAUGAUGAUAUGGAUGAUGCCUCAAGCGAGGUGUCAGCUGUCGCCCUCCCUCAUCAGCAAGCAUUUUAUAGCAACGGCACCCAUGUGGCUGAUCAGCCAUAUGGUCAAGCCAUCCCCACUUUUGAUAUCCGCUCUGACAUGGCCACAUGCCCGGCUUUCAAUACUCCAAGCGCUGGAGGAUACGGCCUGCAUGGUCAUAUGGGUGUUGGUACCGCCGAUUGCUAUUCAGUUCCCGAGCUUGGUUAUUCUGAUGCUGCUGUUAUGAGCACAAUGACACAAGCAUACACAACGUCGCAACCUCGAAGAUUGAGUUUGUAUCACUCAUCCGCCGAUUCAACCCGAAACAACUCGAUCGUCGCCAAUAUGAUGUACCAAACCCUGCCAUCGAUGUCUGAUGGCGAGUUCUUGACUGCACAUACCGGCUUUGGGCAUACCACGGGAGACGUGAUCAAUGAGGCGGACAUGAUGAACAGCACGGCAAACGACGACAUCUUCUUCGGCGACAGCGGGUUUCUCGUUGAUGAUGCUUGA